Stegodyphus dumicola is the source of this 1063-nucleotide messenger RNA. RefSeq lists its product as uncharacterized. The record is from RefSeq and is a predicted model, not a curated record. Lineage: Eukaryota; Metazoa; Arthropoda; Arachnida; Araneae; Eresidae. Gene Ontology annotation, cellular component: secretory vesicle.
ACAGAGAUAAAUACUGUAUGGAAGAUUAUUCUAGCUGGUUUGGAGAAGAUAUACUUCUUGAAUGGUUUCUUCUUUGUGAUAUUUAUACACAGCCUUAUUAGAAGAGCAGUGCUUGCUGACAAUAUGGACCAAAUAAAUAAGAAUAUUCUGCAUAGUGCUUCCAUUUUAGAUGCAAUUUUAAUAAUUGACGAAAUGGUGAUAGAUGUUUGGAUGAAAUUAAAGUGGCAUGAUCAGUUUUAUACUCAUGGUGCUUUGAUCGAAGUAGUACAAUCCUGCAUAUUUGAAUACAUACAGGCUGUUUUAGAAAAAAUUAAAGAGUGUAACUUCUAUUCUAAAAAGCAUCAAUUUAAGAUAAGUAAAAAGCUCUGUGUAGUUCUUUGUAAUGCAUAUGCAUUAUUUGAACACAUCCACAUCAUUAAAAAUAAAAUAGAAGGUGUGUUAAAGGUUGCCAAGACUGAAUAUGGUUUUAUCAAUGUGAAUCCUUUGGUAGCAGUUGAAAGUCAAAUAUUGAGUUCUAUUGCCACAGUAUAUUUGUUAAUUUUGGAACAGGUCAGUAAAAAACUAAGAAAACUUACAAAUAACUUUAUGAAAGUUAAAAUUGGUAAUACUUUUCAUCUAGAUACAACAGAUGAAUUAUGUUCUUAUGCUGAAUAUACACUGGAAGUGUUGUAUUUAAAUUUAAAACCUGAGCUAUUUUAUAUUCUCCUGCCACAUAUGUGGAUAACAGUUUUAGAAAAUCUCAAGAAUGGAUUGAAAUAUAAGGGUUUUACUGCUUUGACGAUGAGAAAAAAGACUAAAUUUGCAAUUACUUCACAAGCAUUAAAUGAAUUACAAAUUAUUUUCCACUGUGAUGGUCAUGGUCUUUCUCAUAAGCAACUGCAAAAUAAGGUAUAUAAGGACUUGCAACAAAGUAUCAGAAAAUAAUGAGAAAUAAUCAGAUCUGGUCUGGCAAACAAGAGACGAAAAGUUAAUUUUGUGUAACAAGCAUCACUUCUUUGUAUUUUAACUUUUUGCACAUAUUUGAAUUAUGUAAUCAAUUUAAUAAAUUGUUAAGUAUACACUA